Messenger RNA from Cynara cardunculus var. scolymus (artichoke), 1406 nucleotides. RefSeq lists its product as uncharacterized. The transcript is spliced from 12 exons. NCBI's taxonomy places the organism in Eukaryota, Viridiplantae, Streptophyta, Magnoliopsida, Asterales, Asteraceae. The coding region runs from base 170 to 1243 and encodes 357 amino acids. The record is from RefSeq and is a predicted model, not a curated record.
AUUUCCCAAAGCUUCUAUCCGCGUCGUUCACGGUGUCUGCCACCCCACGACCACCACCAUCGCCACCCCUUACGACCGUGAGUGUCGGCGAUAGAACCAGAUCAUUUGCCGGAUAUUGGAUUUAGUUUUCAAAUCAAAUGCACUGCUUUUCGAGAAACAGAUAAGAAAAAUGUCGCCAUUUGUUGUAACUCCGAAAAGCUCUGCUUAUUUCUCUGCUCUCACCCAAGAGAUCGAUAAAAAGCUUCGAAGGGCAAUAGCUUCACCAACUCAGAGACGUGAUUUAUUACAAGCGUUGUUUGCAGACAUAGCUUUAGAGGUUGAUGAUCGAGCUAGAGAUAUAAUUCUUGGCAGAGAAGAUGCAAACUCUGACGCAAGGGUAGAAGUUAAGGUUCCAAUAUGCUUCUAUGAUGUGCUUGCUGAUCAUUUUUACUUGGAACAUCAGCAUGACAACCCAAUUCUCGCUUUAAUUGUUCAACUCUGGAGCCAGCCAUUUGCCUCUCAUAUUUUUGCCCUUCUGUUCCAUAAAUGGUUAUUUGAAGUUCAACUUGAUAGUUCAGAUGUCCUCCUUCGUUACUCAUCAGCUCUUGUGCAAGGUGCUACAAACGUAUUCUGGAUUGAUAUCCAGACAAACACGACACACUUCCAGAGUCUUUUUUCGUAUCUUCUUGUGGACAUUGCAUUGAUGCCCGAGAAGUUGAAGAAAAUCCCUUUGCAGGCACAACGAGAUCUCUUUCUUCUCCUUUCUAGAUUCAUCUUUCUUUAUAAUCUAGUUGACAAGAUCGAAAGCUUCUUACAACACUUUCCAGAGUUCCCGAAUGCUUUCUUAGUAGGGGGUUCUGCAGAUAUAUUCGUUAUUGAACUAUCUGAUCAGCUUCAAAAAUUGAAAGUGGAACCAGUGCUGUUACAUUAUCUCUCCCACAUUAAGAUUCUCCGAGGUUUGGAGCUGAGAAUGACUACAAGUACCAGACUUAAAAGUUGCUUGUACAGCUUCACUUCUCCUGGUGGUCCAAUGUAUCCAACAAGAGCUGUUCGUCAUGCAGCCUGGGAUGCUCUGGAUUUUCUUUUCCCUGUGGGGAGAUAUCCUCGACACAUCAUCAGUCUGUUCUUCCGGUUGCUGUAUCCAUGGUACUGGCCAUCGUCGUGUUGGAACUUUGUAUUGUCAUGCAUACAAGCAAUAAUGUUGUCGAUCUUGAAGCUCAUGUUCCCGAGCCGUAAGUUUAGAAACCCCCCUGAUCAGUCUUAGCCAUCACCACCAAAUUACUCUUUCAGAGCUGUAUUAUUCACAUAAUUGUGCAUGCCUUUUUCAUUCUCAUGAGCCAAUGUUGUCUUCUUGUAAUAUUCAUACACAAGGAUUAAUGUGCAUGUCUACACUCAUCUUUAUAUUACUCCACUCCACCUGCUGUUCU